AUGUCAAGAGCAAAUAGUCCCGCAGCUCCACAAGGAAAUAAUGAAAAUCAACAAGUGGCAGAUAAUUUUGAAGGGCCCAUGAGGAGGCCACGGGAUGAAAAUGUACCGCCGCCUCCUCCUCCUCCUGCUGCUGCUGCUCAGCCUCCACAAAUCCGCCAGGGAAAUGAAGGGGGGCCCAAUUGGACAAUGAAUAGUAAGGUGAGGGAUGUGCUGCUGGAAGAUGCGCUGCUGCAACGGUAUGAGGGUUUGCGUAAAAUGACAGUGAACGACUUUAUUCAGGAGUUCGUUGGCGGGACUUUUGCGGUGGCUGAGGCAGAAAAUGUUAGGAUGCCUAUUUUUGUUAAGAAUCCCAGAAGAUAUAUUGUUGAUGCCGAGAUUCUUGAGGAUAUACAAGGCACUAAUGAGUUUAAAACAGUGAAGACAGCUAUUGAUCUGUCUGAGAAGGUAGACUACCUUGACGAAAAGGAAAUUUACUAUCUCCGGCAGUGGGAAAGGAGGGGGACAGUGGAAAUAAGGGAAUUUGUUGGUCCCGUGGCGAGGGGAAGGUUGGAUGGAGCACUGGAGGUCGCCAAGGAAGUAUGGGAGAGAGCUGCCCAAACAGCCGGUGGUGCCGAACUCCCAGAUGUUUAUGAUUCCAUAUAUAAUGCAAAAUGGAGUUAUGUGAUGUCGGGUUAUAAUACAGAGCGACUUGGCAUGAAAGUGUUCGAUGGAAGGCCACCGCACAUGUGGACGAAGGAGGAGGUUGAUGUCAGUCACACUCCGGAAACUAUGAAGGAACCACUUCCCCGUCACGGUAACUUGGAGAUUGCUGUGCUUACAUCUCAAAUGGGUUGGCCGUGCACGUUUUUCCUGUCGGACAUAGUGGAUUAUGAUAUUAAUCACAAGAAGGGAGUGGAUCACGUUUUUAACGAUGACGUUUAUAUCCGUAGGGAAGCACUGAGGGUGUGGCAUAAGGUUGAGGAACGGCUUAACCAGUGGCUUAUGGGCAAGCUGAAUAUCGACCGGGCAUCCAAUGUUCUUGUUGGUACACCUGGUAUUGGUAAAUCGUUUUCCGUGGGAUCCUUUUUGUUAUACACCCUGGCGAUGCCGGCCACCUCAACGUGGUGCCAGGGUCCAGUACCCCGUAUCAUCGGGGGAAGCCAAGAGCCAGCAGCGUUCCUUUCAUGGGGAACACUGCUGUGCUCCGGCUACGGCAUCAUACAGCACAGGGAUCAGCAGCGUCUUGCUGGGACACCGUUUUUCAUUUGUCGGUCCCUGGGCACGUGCCAGCGUGCCAUCAGCAGUAUCAUCCGCACUAAGAUGCUGCUGUCCGGUGAUGUGGAAGAGAAUCCCGGCCCGUCGUUGCGCGGGAUGCAGUGGAACUGCGCCGGGCUAUCUCAAGGAAAGAGAUUAGCACUCCACAAAACCCUUGUUGAUGAGCGGAUCGCCUUUUGUCUGUUGAGCGAGACAAGGAUGACGCCUGGAGAGGCGGCUUGCUUUAGCGUUGCUGGCUACCAACAUCACGGAAUAGCUCGUAACUGCAAAGGAGGUGGUGUAUCAAUACUAGUGAGGGAGGACCUACCAGUCGAGACCGGUAUGGCCGUUAUUGGUCGCAUUGAACAAGUGCAUGCAACAAUUCACCUUGCACGUGGAACGGCGCUGACUGUCACGUCGGCAUACAUCCCACCAAAACACACCUUCACGGCAACUGACCUAGAUACGCUUCUGACGACUGACGGUGCCCAGCUCAUCGGUGCAGACGCUAACGCACACGCGUUGGCAUGGGAUCGCGCGAGCCCACCAAAUACCAAGGGUGAAACCCUCACACAGUGGUGCAUUGACAACCAGUUUCUGGUCUGCAACACUGGUGAGUGCACCAGGUACGCGUGCCACCACGGGGAGUCCACCCCUGAUGUGACACUGUCAAGGAAUUGCACAGUGUACACGUGGACAUCGCUGUAUUCUCCCGAUAGCGAUCACCAUCACAUAUUUUUCGACGUUAUCGUUGGAGACGACACAGAUGCACUGAGUUGCCCGCGGCUUCGAAAGCCCAUGUACGCAUGGCUAAAAGCUAACUGGAGGAAUUUCCGUCUCAAGGUUGACGAGCUCUGCAGGAAAAUUGGUAGAGAGAAGAACGUCAACACCCUGGAACAGAAAUUGAGCUCCGCCAUCCGCAUUGGACACCUGCGCUCGCGAAACUCGAUGAAGAGAUCGCUGGAUGCGGACCCUCCCGCCGAAGGGAAAAGUUGGUAGCCACGCGUAAGCAGAUCCUGGACCGUACCACAAAGAAGAGAUGGAGCACGCUAUGCUCCAGACUUGCGGUGUCAGACCGCUGCAGUUGGCACAUUGUCAAGAAGGUAUAUGCGCCACGACCACUAACCACACCGGCUGUACUUGUUGAUAACGCGGCCAUCACGGACUACUGUCAAGCUGAGAGGUUCAGUAAACUGUACUCGUCCCGCGCAAGAAGGCACCCCGACUCACACCCACCGGCACCAAUAAAGACGAUAGCGAGUGAGUUCAGUCCCAUCACGAUGGCUGAACUACGGAGAUCGAUCAAACUGCUACCGAGUGGAUCCGCAGCCGGACCUGAUUGCUUAUACAACGAGGCACUGCAACAUCUCUGUAGAACAGCGCUGAAUGUUGUUCUGAGGCUAUUCAAUGAGAGCCUACGAACGGGAGUCGUGCCGCCUGCAUGGAAGACUGGUGUUAUCAUCCCCAUCCUGAAGGCCGGAAAAAAGGCGGAGGACCUCGAUUCUUACAGGCCUGUGACGCUCACGAGCUGUCUCUGCAAAGUCAUGGAGCGCAUAAUUGCCGCGAGACUUAGAGACACUGUUGAGUCCCAGCUGACGCCGCAGCAAUCAGGCUUUCGCCCCGGAUGCUCAACGCUCGAACAACUCCUGCACGUCCGCGCUGCCCUCUGCCGUCCCACGCACCAAUAUCGUACGGGUGCUGUAUUCGUUGACUACGAGAAGGCAUUUGAUACAGUAGACCACGACAAAAUUGCGAGGGAAAUGCACAGAAUGAAGGUAUCACCCCACAUUGUGAAGUGGUGCGUAUCAUUUCUGAGUAACCGAACUGGCAGAGUGAGAUUCAAGGAGAAGCUUUCCAGAAGCAGAACAUUUGAGCGAGGAGUGCCACAAGGAACUGUCCUUGGCCCAAUCAUGUUCAUUAUUGUCAUGAACUCGUUGAGCCAACGCCUUGCAGAGGUGCCGUUACUGCAGCACGGAUUCUUUGCAGACGACCUAACGCUACUUGCGAGGCACACAGAGAGGGAUGUCAUCAACCACGCACUACAGUGCGGUCUAAACGUGGUGUUACAGUGGUCAAAAGAGUACUUCAUGUCUGUCAACGUAGCGAAAACAAAGUGCACACUCUUCGGGUGUAUAGAGCGCCACCCCCUUACAUUACAACUGGACGGUGAAAGAAUAGGAGCUGACAGGACACCGAAGCUUCUAGGAGUAACAUUCCAGUGUCUGCAGGGGAUGGCAACACAUGCGGCCGAAACGAGACGCAAGAUGGACUUCCGACUACUGCAGAUAGCAGCCAUCUCAGCUUCUACAUGGGGGCCAAGACGACAAGUACUGAGAGCUUUUUAUCUAGCACUCGUACAGGCACACACCAUGUAUGGCAUUGAGGUAUGGUACUGGGACGCUUCGGAACGAAGUCGCGACCUCCUUGCAUCAGCACAACACAAAGCCAGUCGCAUCAUAGCCGGCAUACCGCAUGGGACGCGCAAAGAGGACUCUCUGCUGGAAGCAAACCUCCUGCCACUCAAGACGACCACUCUUGUGCGCAGCAUGAAAUUCAUGCUGAUGUGUGAGUCACGAGGCGGAUGUUUGCGGCGCAGUGCUGAAGAAGUAUACCACAGCAAACACCCAGUCAGAGCCCUACAUUCCCGUAUCAUGCGGUCCUACCCCCACCUCCGCAUUGAGCCACGCGAGCACCCACUAGAGACAUCGACGCUCCGCCACAGCUGCCGACCGAUAUUUCACACGCAGAUAAAGCCUGUGUGCGCUGAUGACCCUGACGAUGUCAAAAGGGAGGCUUCCGAAAAGUGGAUUGAACGGCAUUUUGCACGGAGGGGGAAGGAGCCACCGCGGCGAGAGCACUACGAAUUGUGGACUGAUGGAUCCGUGUCCCUCGGUGAGAAGUCCGGAGCAGCUGCCCUGCUCUACAGAAACAACACGCUGAUUUGCGCACCUAAGACAGGAGCAGGGGAACUCUCAUGCAGUUACAGAGCGGAAUGCGUAGCAUUAGAGAUAGGACUGCAACGGCUGCUGAAAUGGCUUCCGGCAUACAGAACCACACCGAGCAGGUUAUCCAUCUUCUCUGACUCGCUGUCAAUGUUAACAGCACUGCAGACAGGCCCCCUAGCCGUAACGGACCCAAUUCUAAGACGACUAUGGAGGCUUCUGCUUCAAGUUCAGAGAAGGAAGAUACGUAUCCGACUGCAAUUUGUGUUUGGCCAUUGUGGCGUGAAACGGAAUGAGGUUUGCGAUGACAUGGCCAAAAAGGCCGCAGAUUUACCACAGUUGCGAGACACAUGGAUCCCCGACAUCAUUGCUUAUGCGAAGCGAGUGCUUAGGUCGGAAGAAGUCCAUGAGAACACUCAUAGGUUUGGUAUCACGGGCAACCACUUUCCAACAAAACAUAAGGAAGAACUGACGAGGGAAGAAGAAACGGCACUGGCACGCUUUCGGGUUGGGUCUUCAAGGCACUAUGGAUGGAUGUUGCGAAAGAUCAACCCGAGUGUGCCUCCACAGUGCCGAUGGUGCAACCCGCAACAUGCAGAGAUAGGGCCAACAAUACAAACGGCCCCAACUGUUGCGACACGCACUCUUCAAAGAACCUCCGAACCGACCAAAUGUACGGAAUGUGAUGCCACAUACCAAUGCCGCUCGAGUGCUGCAACGCAUAUGGUAAACAAACAUGGCUUUGUGCGAGCUGAUGCCCUCCGGAGGAUCAAAUACGGCGAUGCAACACCUGCAGUGGAUAUCCCCCCGGAGCCCCCUCCAGUGGUGGCGAUCGUUCCCCUACCAUCGAGCACACGAGUCCCGAUGAGACCGCAGGUGCUUCAUUGUACCAUCUGUGCCUCCAAAUUCGCAGUGCCAGGCAGACUACUACACCACCUUAGAACAAUACAUGGCAUAGGCAGCGGCAGUUGCCGCGUGAAAAGGGGGCGAGAGAACGAGGACUCAGUGCAAGGAGAUGGUAAAGCCCCAGCAGCGCCAGCCUCUCAGGAUACACGGAAGCUGCCGUUUCAAUGUGACCUGUGCGAGGCGAGCUUCGGUACACGUUCUUCCCUGACACUACACAAGAAAUUCAAACAUAAAAGCAUAGUGACGGAGGACGGUACCGUGGUGUUGGUGCAAUUCCCUCGUAAGCGUGCCCGUGAGGGAAACGUUGACGUCCCGGGGAAGGGCGAGGUGCAGUGCGGUGUGUGCCAAAAAGUGCUCAGUUGCAGGGACUCCCUCAUCCGACACUGUAAGGCUUUCCACAAAGGUGAGGUAGUCGAGCUUAAAUGCAGCAAAAGCACAAAAUUGUGUGCCACUGAUUCCCCGCAUACAAACACAUCCAUGUUGGUGUGCCCGACAUGCGGAAGGCAGUGUGCUAGCAAAACUGGCCUCACCCUACAUCAAAAGAAGAUGCACGGUAUGAAGGUAGAGCGCGCUGUUACCAGCCAACGCGGCGACUGCGAAGAAACGUCGCUGCACUUGAUGAGCUGUCCCGGUUUGAAGGAGUUACGUGUCAGGUUUGCGGUAGAAGGUGAGUGUGUGCAGGAUGUAUGUUUCUCCAAAAGGCUGGCGCAGUUUCUCAUUGCGGUUGAACGGAGCCGGCCGCAGGUGAAGUCCUCACCUAAGGUAACAGUCAUACAACCCACUCUCCCUUCUGCAACUUCCCCCCUUAUUGCCGAAUGUGGAGCUAGCAGGAAAAGCAUCGGACGCAGGAAUAGUCCAGACACCCUUAGAGACAGAGGGGGUAUGCAAUCAACAAGCAACAGAAACAGAAAGAGGAGAAGAGAAUAAUAAACGAAUAACAAAAAUCAAAACAAAAGGAUUGCUAAUUGACAUCUUUGGGAGAGUCCGGGGUGAGGGGGGCUUCUCGCCCCAUCUGCUGUAUUCCGUUCAACUGCGGAGCUACAACAAAAAUUAUAGAGAGUGUGUGUGUUAGGAUGAAUGAAAAAGGGAGACUCUGCCACAGUCGCCAGACCGAUAGCAUCUCAGGGCUCUACGGUGAUGGCUGAUGGCCGCGCCAGUUGGGAGAAACUCUCACGAAGGCACGAAGAAAAUUCUAAAAAAAAAAAAAAAA
Trypanosoma brucei brucei TREU927 is the source of this 6291-nucleotide messenger RNA. Lineage: Eukaryota; Euglenozoa; Kinetoplastea; Trypanosomatida; Trypanosomatidae. The record is from the annotation of a RefSeq genome assembly.